UUGGCAGCCUUCCAUAAUGAAACGUAGCUACGAGAACGCCCUCAGACUCCUAGACUCGCGAAGAAGAAAGGCUCGACCGAAAGUUCCCGCUCUAUUGGAUGCUCCGACUCCUAGUAUUAAUCAAAAUGUAAGAGGCGUGCCGAGUUUGGUCGGCAUGAGGGAAUGGCUACAAGCCUUAGGACACUCGGACUCUGAUGUGAAUAACUUGAACAUUGUCCAUGUCGCCGGCACCAAAGGGAAAGGAAGCACAUGCGCUUUCACCCGCUCUUUUCUCCGCGAGCAUGGACUCAGGACGGGGUUUCCGAAGAAAAUCGGAUUAUAUACCUCGCCUGAUCUGCAGUGCAUCCGAGAAAGGAUCCAGAUUGACGGUAGUCCCAUCACGGAGGAGCUGUUUACACGAUACUUCUACGAAGUAUGGGAGCGUCUGUUGCAGACCGAACCAGGGAAAGCCGCCGAGAACACGAGACAGCCGCGGUAUUUGCAGUUCCUUGCCUUGUUGGCGUUCCAUACGUUUAUUCGGGAAAAUGUCGAGGCGGCAGUAUUCGAAACGCAUCACGGUGGAGAGUAUGACGUGACGAACGUGAUUCAGAAGCCUGUGGUGACUGCGAUUACAUCCCUUGGAAUGGACCAUAUUGACCAACUUGGACCCACGAUUGAGAACAUCGCCUGGCAUAAAGCUGGAAUAUUCAAGCCCGGGUCACCUGCUUUCUCAGUUCUCCAGGAUGAUGGUUGUGCUGAAGUGAUAUCAAGUCGUGCUGCUGAGAAGAAGACCAGCUUAAGCUUUGUCCCGGUUGAUGAUUCGCUGCCCGCUGACGAAAAAGCAUUGAGUGCCCCAGUACAACGACUAAACUGUUCUCUGGCUUUGCAGUUAGCUAGGACCUUUUUGCAGCUGAAAGCACCUGGUCACACAUUGGACACUAGUGACAUAUCAAGGGGUAUAAAGAAUUUCUCUUGGAUCGGGCGAUUCGAAAUCAUAGAUCACGGGAAAACCCAAUGGUUUUUGGAUGGUGCGCAUAACCCUUUGAGUCUGGAACAAGCUGCAGCAUGGUUUUCGAACUGCCUGGGUGUAUCAAGGACGGAAAAACCUAUUGUCCUUAUCUUCAGUCAUUUCUCAGAGAAUCGAGACGGAGUCACCCUUAUGGAAUGUCUGGCACGCGCUUUAUUUGCAAACAAUGCGAAGCCAGCGUAUGUCAUAUUCACGACAUAUCAAGAAAGACAGGAUGGUACCACAAGAAUAGAUAAAACGCUCAAGACCCCCGAGACACCAUAUCCAGACCUUUGUGCAAUCUAUACUUCUCUGUGGAAGGAAAUGGACGCCGAGGCUACUGUUUCCGUCGAGCCAAGCAUUGAAGGCGCCAUCAAAGCUGCUGAAAGGGUAGGCUCUGAAAAGGGCGGCGCACAAGUCUUUGUGACUGGAAGCUUGCAUCUCGUUGGCGGUGCUCUCAAUAUUUUGCGGCCGCAAGUCUAGGGAAAGAGAUACCAUCUAGGAUUGUGAAUCCGGGACUAUUAUACUAGACGGCCAAGCUAUACCUGUUAAAUGGCUCUAUGUUAGCUCGACUCUCGCAUCGGUG
Aspergillus candidus is the source of this 1571-nucleotide messenger RNA. RefSeq names its product putative tetrahydrofolylpolyglutamate synthase. Gene Ontology annotation, cellular component: mitochondrion; cytosol; cytoplasm. Gene Ontology annotation, molecular function: tetrahydrofolylpolyglutamate synthase activity; ATP binding. Bases 17 to 1468 code for a protein of 483 amino acids. Lineage: Eukaryota; Fungi; Ascomycota; Eurotiomycetes; Eurotiales; Aspergillaceae. Gene Ontology annotation, biological process: tetrahydrofolylpolyglutamate biosynthetic process. The record is from RefSeq and is a predicted model, not a curated record. The transcript is spliced from 5 exons.